Ostreococcus lucimarinus CCE9901 is the source of this 2061-nucleotide messenger RNA. RefSeq lists its product with no specific name. Gene Ontology annotation, cellular component: eukaryotic translation initiation factor 3 complex, eIF3m; cytoplasm. The record is from RefSeq and is a predicted model, not a curated record. Gene Ontology annotation, biological process: cytoplasmic translational initiation. Bases 45 to 1016 code for a protein of 323 amino acids. The transcript has a single exon. Gene Ontology annotation, molecular function: protein binding; RNA binding; translation initiation factor activity. Lineage: Eukaryota; Viridiplantae; Chlorophyta; Mamiellophyceae; Mamiellales; Bathycoccaceae.
CGCGAGGCCGCGCGCGCGCGAGCGACGCCGACGGAUCGAGCGACAUGCGCCCCAUCCUGCUCAAGGGCCACGAGCGCCCGCUGACGUUCAUCAAGUACAACCGCGAGGGCGAUCUGCUGUUCACGUGCGCGAAGGAUCAUCACCCGACGCUGUGGUACGGCGAUAACGGCGAACGCGUCGGGACGUACGUCGGACACAACGGCGCGGUGUGGACGUGCGACGUGAGCGAUGACUCGUCGACGCUCGUCACCGGGAGCGCGGACACGACGGCGAAGCUGUGGGACACGAAGACGGGGGAGUGUUACUUUACGUUUGAGUUCGACCAGCCGGUGCGGGCGGUGGCGCUGAACGCGGGAGGGACGCAGUGCGCGAUCACGACGGAUCCGUUCAUGGGAGUGCCGAGCGCGAUACAUAUCGUGAAUGUGAAUCUCGGGGAUCGAGCGGCGCAGCGAGGGGAGGUGGUGAAGAGGAUUGAGGGACCGCAAGGGCGGGUGACGCGCGUGAUGUGGGGACCGCUGAACAAGACAGUCGUCACGGGGGGCGAGGACGGGAUCAUUCGAAGUUGGGACGUCGAGACGGGUGAUGUCUUGAAGAUGUCGCAGGAACAUUCGAAGCAGAUUCAGCAUUUGGUGAUGAGCGACGAUGGCUCGCACUUUAUCAGCGCGUCGUUGGAUAAGACGGCGAAGGUGUUCGACAGCGAGACGUUGGAGUGCCUGAAGACGUACAGCGCGGAUCGUCCGGUGAACGCGGCGAUUUUAUCGCCGAUUAGAGAUCACAUCGUGCUCGGUGGUGGUCAAGACGCGAUGGCGGUGACGACGACGAGCUCAAAGGCGGGGAAGUUUGACUCUAAAAUUUACCACAAGAUUUUUGAAGAGGAAAUCGGCGGCAUUCGCGGACACUUCGGUCCGAUCAACGCCCUGGCGUUCAAUCCCGAUGGUCGCUCGUUCACGAGUGGCGGGGAGGAUGGUUACGUUAGAAUUCAUCCCUUAGAUAAUUCUUACUUCGAAAUCCCUUAGGAAGACCGAACGACCAACGCGUUGUAAUAGAAAACUGAAACGAAACACGUUUUACGCGUCGUCGUAUUCAUCAUUACAGCUCAUCGCGCGCGCGCCAGACGCGCGACUCUACGGAACUUUGAGCCCGAUCACCCACGCCAAUUUCUCGGCGAACGCAAGCAAGGCUUCGUCGGUGCCUCGUCUGGACAUGAGCAUCAAGCCGACGGGUUCGCCGGCUAUUUCAAUAGCGGGCAAAACGACGCACGGUAAUCUCGCGAUCGAGCCGGGAGCACCGAUCGCGAGCGCCGCGUUUCGCGCCUCGGCGAGCUUACUGAGAGACUCUUCGCUAUCGUAAUCGGUGGCCAUCGGCGCCGGCCCGCGCGCGGCGGGAAGGAGCAAGAUAGAACCGUCGGCGAGGAGCGCGUCGAGAUGGUCGGUGAUGCGUUCGCGUAACUCGCGGUGAUGCGUCAUGGUCGCCGCGUCGACCCCGGCCUCGGCGAGACGAAACCUAUCGCGAAUUCCAGGACCGAAUUCCGGUCUGUGCUCGGUGAUCCACGCGCCGUGAGAUCCCCAGACUUCGGCGGUUUGAAUGACGCGAAAAGUCUCGCUCCACUCGGUUAUGGGGGGCAACGCGCUCCUCCCGCUCUUGUCCGUCAAACCGACGUCGGAGAGCAUGAGAUCGACCAGCCCGAACGCGUCUGGCGUCGCGCCACCCCGCGCCUCGAUGAACACGCGUUUGACGCCCUCUGAGGAUAAAACUUGACGGAUCUCGCGCCUCACAGCGGGAUCGACGAGCGCAAAGGCGUCGCUGCACAUCGCCAGUCGCCCUUUACCGAUUUUCGCGCUCGUCUCCGCGUCUUUAGUGUCGGGGUCGAGUAAAACGUCUCCCAACACGCGCAGUGUCUUCGCGUCCUUCGCAAACCACCCCACGGUGUCGAAACUAUGACUCAACGGCACCACGCCGUCCGUCUCCACCCUCCCGUGCGUCGGCCGCGCGCCGUACAAUCCACAAAAACUCGCCGGCAACCGCACGCUCCCGAUCGUAUCCGUCCCGAUCGCGAUAUCC